AUGAACAAGUUAUUCGUCGCCAGUCUUCCAUGGAGCGUCUGCAAAGUCGCCUUGAAGAACCAUUUCUCAAAGUUUGGUCCAGUCACUGACGGUAUCGUCCUGUUGGACCGUGCCACCAACCGUUCCAAGGGAUUCGGUUUCGUCACUUUCGCCAACAACGAGUCCCUCCAAAGAGCCCUGCAAGCCCAACACGAGAUCGAGGGAAGAAAGUUGGUCGUCAACAUCGCCUACGAUAAGCCAAGAGAGAACAACUACGACAACAACCGUAACAACCGUAACAACAACCACGAGGAUGACCUCAACUAA
Molecule: messenger RNA, 306 nt
Organism: Acytostelium subglobosum LB1
Lineage: Eukaryota; Evosea; Eumycetozoa; Acytosteliales; Acytosteliaceae
Exons: 3
Coding region: 1-306 (101 amino acids)
Molecular function (GO): RNA binding
Source: RefSeq, a predicted model, not a curated record